Corticium candelabrum is the source of this 1051-nucleotide messenger RNA. RefSeq names its product pyrroline-5-carboxylate reductase 2-like. Gene Ontology annotation, biological process: L-proline biosynthetic process. The record is from RefSeq and is a predicted model, not a curated record. The coding region runs from base 32 to 862 and encodes 276 amino acids. Gene Ontology annotation, molecular function: pyrroline-5-carboxylate reductase activity. The transcript has 5 exons. Lineage: Eukaryota; Metazoa; Porifera; Homoscleromorpha; Homosclerophorida; Plakinidae.
GUAGCGGACGGACAUCUCAACAAAGCAGUUGAUGGACCGAGAGUUUGACGCUGCAACAAUGUCGAUCGGGUUCAUAGGCGCCGGGAAGAUGGCACAAGCGCUUACAAGAGGAUUUCUCGCGUCGCGAAUCACGUCGAAAGAGCAGAUAAUAGCGAGUGCUCCGACUCUACAGUCGAUUUCGGACAUCAAGAAGUAUGGCAUCCACGUAACGUGCAACAACCAGGAGACGGUGCAGGACAGUAAGGUGGUUGUGGUGGCCGUCAAACCGAACGUCGUGCCUUCUGUGUUGAGAGAAGUCUCUCCUGUCGUCACCAGGGAUCACUUGUUUGUGUCCAUAGCGGCUGGAGUAAGGAUCAAGUCAAUAGAAGAGGAAUUACCGCCUCAAACGAGAGUAGUCCGAGUAAUGCCCAACACACCUUGCUUAGUACAACAAGCCGUCUCUGUCCUCAGCACAGGAUCGAGUGCAAAAAAUGGUGAUGCAGAGUUUGUCAAACGGCUAAUGUCAGCCGUCGGUCAUGUGGAAGAAUCCGAUGAGAAUAUUCUUGAUGCAGUAACAGGACUGAGUGGGUGUGGUCCGGGGUAUAUGUUUAUGGCAUUAGAUGCCAUGGCAGAUGGAGGUGUUCGAUGUGGACUGCCGAGAGACAAAGCAGUGCAGCUGGCUGCACAUACGAUGAUGGGAGCUGCAAAGAUGGUCUUAGACAGCGGAAAGCAUCCUGCACAAUUGAAAGACGACGUCUGCUCUCCUUCCGGUGCAACAAUACACGCCAUCUCGAGACUCGAGAAACUCGGCUUUAGAGGAGCUAUCAUCGACGCUGUCAUGACAGCAUUUGAAAGGACACACGAAUUAGGACAAUCAAAGUAGAGAGUAAAUAGUUUAUUGUUUGUAUGAUGACAUAGAUGUGAUCAUACGACGUUCUCUAAGUGAUCUAGCGACAUGUAAGCUACUAAACUAGACAACACAAAUAUUUUUGAUGAAAGUUGUUAUUACCAUGAUUAUGUCUGUCAAUAUUGUGUGUCCAUAGUGUCUGACAUCUACAUCACAUACGUACAU